Molecule: messenger RNA, 8113 nt
Organism: Paramisgurnus dabryanus
Lineage: Eukaryota; Metazoa; Chordata; Actinopteri; Cypriniformes; Cobitidae
Gene: acvr2ba
Product: activin A receptor type 2Ba
Biological process (GO): protein phosphorylation; cellular response to growth factor stimulus; activin receptor signaling pathway
Cellular component (GO): plasma membrane; activin receptor complex
Molecular function (GO): ATP binding; activin binding; activin receptor activity
Source: RefSeq, a predicted model, not a curated record
CAGAAUCGGACCCCGUCCAGCCAUUCUCACCCUGUACAGGGAAAAGCUUCACGCGUGGAGAGGGCACGAGUGCGUGCGUGCGUCAGUGGAAAGCGCUCGCGAUUCGUGAUACCUCACGCUGAAAUCCGCGCGACGCGUUUCGUUGGGAAUAUUCGCUUUUCCCGAUGGAUUUUCCAUGUGUUAAAGUUUGAUUGAGCGCGAUCAGUGGGGUGGACAUCAGGCCCACUGUCACUCGUGUGUGUGUGUGUGUGUGUUUGUAAAGCAGCAGAUCUGGAGUGUUUGUGUGUCAUUAAAGGAAUAUGUUCGCUUCCCGCCUCACUUUUGCACUUCUUCUGGGAACUUUCUGUGCAGGACCCAGCCAUGGUGAGGUGGAGACCAGUGAAUGUUUGUACUUCAACGUCAACUGGGAGAUUGAGAAGACGAAUCGCAGCGGUGUGGAGCGAUGUGAGGAUGAGAAAGACAAACGCUCUCACUGUUACGCAUCAUGGAGGAAUAACUCGGGAAGUAUUGAGCUGGUGAGGAAGGGCUGCUGGCUCGAUGACUUUAACUGUUAUGACAGGCAGGAUUGUGUGGCCACGGAGGAAAAUCCUCAGGUGUUCUUCUGCUGCUGUGAAGGAAACUUCUGCAAUGAGCGCUUCACACAUCUUCCUGAUGUCAUCGACGGUCCAGAAAUCGAGGCUCCGCCCUUCAUGCCGUCUCUGUUGAAUGUUCUGAUAUAUUCUCUGCUGCCCAUCACCAUGCUCUCCAUGGCUCUGCUGUUGGCCUUCUGGAUGUAUCGGCACCGUAAGCCGCCCUACGGACACGUGGACAUCAGUGAGGAUCCUGGUCCAACUCCUCCCUCACCGAUAGUGGGACUGAAACCUCUACAGUUAUUGGAGAUUAAAGCCAGAGGUCGUUUCGGCUGUGUGUGGAAGGCUCAGAUGAUGAAUGAUUAUGUAGCUGUGAAGGUUUUCCCCAUCCAGGAUAAGCAGUCAUGGCAGAACGAGCGAGACAUCUUCUCCACGCCAGCCAUGAAACACGAUAACAUCCUCUACUACAUCGGCUCUGAGAGACGCGGAUCAAACCUGGAGACUGAAUUUUGGCUGAUCACAGAGUUUCAUGAGAGGGGUUCUCUGUCAGAUUAUCUGAAGGGGAACGUGGUGAGUUGGAACGACUUGUGUCGCAUCGCUGAAACCAUGGCGUGCGGCCUCGCGUACCUUCAUGAAGACGUGCUGAGGUGUAAAGGAGAAGGUCCAAAACCCGCCAUAGCUCACAGAGACUUCAAGAGUAAAAAUGUGAUGUUGAAGGCAGAUCUCACAGCUGUUAUUGGGGAUUUUGGUCUGGCGGUUCGGUUUGAACCUGGUAAACCUCCAGGAGACACACAUGGUCAGGUGGGUACGCGGCGGUACAUGGCACCUGAAGUGCUGGAGGGUGCGAUCAACUUUCAGCGAGAUGCAUUUCUGAGGAUAGACAUGUACGCCAUGGGUCUGGUGCUGUGGGAGGUUGCGUCGCGCUGUAAAGCCGCUGAUGGUCCUGUAGACGAGUACAUGUUGCCGUUUGAGGAGGAGAUCGGACAGCAUCCGUCACUGGAGGAUCUACAGGAGGUGGUGGUUCAUAAGAAGAUGCGGCCGGUGUUUAAAGACUCCUGGUUAAAGCAUUCUGGCCUGGCGCAGAUGUGCGAGACGAUAGAGGAGUGCUGGGAUCACGACGCGGAGGCCAGACUUUCGGCGGGUUGCGUGGAGGAACGCAUCUCUCAGAUUCGCCGCGCGACCAGCGGCUCUACCUCAGACUGCCUGGUUUCCAUGGUGACGUCCGUCACCAACGUGGACCUGCCACCCAAAGAGUCCAGCAUCUGAUUCACGACGUCACGCGCAAGCAAACGAAACAACCCUCGUCUUUCCAAACUCAGUGAAUCUCAGUAACAUUGAAGCAGCUGCUAUUUUAUCCGAACGUUUUUUUAAGGUUAUUAUUAUUAUUAUUUUCAUUUUCCUGAUCGGAUCAGCAACUACCAGCACACCUUCUCUACUGUAUUUUUAUCGUUGAGAGAUACAAACGGAGAGGACGUCUCGACGCGCAUUCAGGUCCCGACAAAUGAAUGCAGGCCGUGCAGGUACCUCCACGUUUCGCUUCUGCCGUUCGGUUUUUCAUUCGAUUGUUUCUCUCGCCUGUGAUGACCGACCAUUACAUCACCGUGUGGAUUUAUUCGACACUGCUGCAAACCCACGAGGAACAUGUUAUGACUGUUACACGCGCAAUUGAUAUUCCUCGUGGGAUUCACUUUUUUAGUUUUCUCUUUCCGACAGUGUGUGCUAUUCAAAACUACGGAAAACUUGUCUUUACGGAACUAACGGGUGUCAAAGAACACGGAAAAGACAACUGGAUGAAUUUCUUUCUUUUUUUGUGGUAUUGAAAUUGGUGACUGAAAUGAGUUUGGAUUUGGCUGAAAUCUCUCCGCUGGAUGAUGUUAAGCGGAUUGCGUAUAGAAAUAUGUGAGGUGACGAGAACGUUUAGUUUGGUGCGUAAACCUUUCUCAGGUAUUUUGUGUCAAGAGUUUGUGGGGUCCAUGACUGCCUUUCCCACAUCAUCAAUAGGACAGAAAUAUAAUGGUGCCCUCAACACUAAUUAUCAAAACAAAACAUGCAAGACCGUGCGCGCGUGUGUGUGUGUGUGCGUUUGUGUGUGUGUUUGUUCUGUCUGUAAUCUGUUGUUAUAAUGCGACAUGUGUUUUGGAUUUUGAUGGACUCGUAUCGUACAGAGCAGAAUCAUCUCUCUGAUUCAGACUUCAUGAAACAUGUCCGACUCAUAUUUCACCUCAACAUCAAAUGAUAAAAAUAAUAAAAUAAUAUUUUGCAUACAGACAUUGAAGCCUGUUUGAAGGACCAUUAGUAUUUUUUGCAUUGUGACACAUUAUUAAUCUUUACCUUGUUCUUUGUGUAAUGCUCAUCCUGUUCUUGUUAUUGUAAAAAAUAAUAAUUUAGUGCUACGCAAAGAUAAAUCGGGAUUAAUCGCAUACAAAGUAAAAGUGAAUUUUUGCAUAACAUAUCAUUUAAAAUAUAUAUUAGCAAAAUUGGGUAAUCACGAUUAAUCUUUGCCCAGCACUAAAAAUAUUGUUAGUAUGAUUUUUUUUAAAUAAUAAGUACAACAAAUAUGAUCACAAUGUGUAGAAAAUUUUAAAAGUAGAAAGUAAUAUCACAAUGCAUAAAUUGUUAAGUCUUUAUGCAGAACUUCUUAUUUUUUUUCGUAUGAUUUGGGGGUGAAGUAUGAUCUGCUCAUGUGUCGGGUUCCUACAUUUAUUACCUUUUUAUAACGGGGACCAAAUCUGAAUUUUAACAUCUUGCAAUAUCAAUUUGGAGGCUAAAAAUUUGAUAACUUUCACUUUGUGAAAACGAUAAAAUGAACACAGAAGAAUAAUAUUUAUUUUGUCUUAGACUGUAAUCCACAUUUUCAUAUGCCAUAAUUCAAGAGAGAAGUGCUGCUGUUUGGAUGAAAUAUGCUGAUAGCUUCUGGUUUCUCCUCAGUAACAUCAUCCUCAGAUGUGAUCGCGCCUCACCAGAAAUAAAAAAGCUUCCGAGACGAAAAAAAAACGCAACUCGAAACAAUAAAAAAUUAGUUGUAAAAUGACAAAAAAAAGUUCAUAAACCACAGACCACCUCAGACCAGAAAUACCUCAGAUUUUCUAAGUGUAUGACUUCUGUUAUAUAUUUUGUUAGUUGUGUUGUAGUAAGUAUAUUUUGGUGUAAGUUGGAUUUUAUGAUAGGGAAAUCAUUUUGGAGAAGUAAAAAAAAACAUAGUGAAAAACGUCCAAAAUCUUUUAAGAAGUGCUAGCAGGUUUCUGUUGUAUAAAUGAAAGGAGCCCAUGAUGUAAAUAGCUGUAUACACUUCUGGGCAUCGUUCUUCAUUCGAGCUAAGCUAAGCUAUCUUCCUGUACGCUUGCGUCAUGGGACAUUGAACCUUAACUAUUUGGCGCUUCUUCCAAAAACUCAAACGGAUCGCCCCUUUUUUUAACAUUUUUGCACAAUUUUAUACGUAACCCUCUGAAUUUGUUACGAGGGACAAAAUUUUCAAAAGCCGACUUAUGAAUUUACUGUGAAGCUAAGUGAUGACGUCACUUCACCCUUACCAAAUUACAUUCGCCCAAAUUUUGACGUCGACGCGAAUUCAGGCUCGUUCGAUUCAAAGGCGUUUCAAACGGAGCGAGCUUUUAUUUUAGGGCCAAAUAAAGGUUUGGUGUCCCUACAGUGCCAUUUCAUUCUCUGCUCUCUGUACCCAUAAUGCAUUGCAGCGGUUGCUUCUUGUUUCCUCAGAGCUUUAAGUUUUUCUUGAAUGGUGCCAUAUAUCACAAUCCAGGAGCGAGACCGAAUGUUCUCAAACUAUCUUUGCUCUCCUGCUCCAGCAUUGUUCUUUACGUUCCUCGGCUGAUUUCAGUUCAGUGAGAUCACGUGUAGAUGCCGUGGUGAAUCUCGUUCUUCUGCAUGUAGCAUGCGUUCUCAAGAUGACUUUUAAAUGUUUCCGUGUCGCCCCUUUUCCAAGCUUUGCCAAGUCUGGGCCAGUGAAGUGUACGAGUACUGUAUAUUCUUAUCCACUUUCCAUCGAUACUUUCAGGAAAAUUGUAUUUUCUUCAGGUUACUACGGUACGGAUGCCACUUUAGAAAGAAGGAAAGUUUGGAUGAUUCUGCAAACUUGGCUCUGAUAUGUAGCAAGCAAUAUCUGCAGCAAUAGUUUGUGUUUGUUUCUUUCUCUGUAGAUCCUCGGGCAUUGAUAGAAACCUUCAGGCCACCUACAGUACCAAAAUCAUUUGAUAACACGGAUGGAAACUGUUUGUUAUGUUUUAAUGAACUGAUCUUGUUUUAUUUCAAAUAACAUAUGUAGCCAAAUUCCUUGCAUUUUUACAUCUGCAAGUUUAUAACCAAAGGGUUUGAUUUCUAACACGAGUUGAUUUGUUUUUAAGUCUUGAAAAGCAGAAAUUCUCAGUGUUCUCAUCAUCUUUCAUUUUCUCUUUCUGCUCUGUUGAGUUUUCCUUGAUAGACAGCGGGAAUGAAAGGGAUGUUUUAAGUUUAUAUGCAUCAUAUUUCUGACAGUCUUUUGGAGAUUUUUAUCUGGAUUGACCAGCGAGAGCUCAUUGUUGGAUCAUAUGAGAUGUGAUUUAUGCAAUACACUUUAACACUUCAUUAUGCACUAAAACACUCAGUAUUUCUCAAGUAUGUCAUCACGUCUGCUCUUACACGAGAUCUCCAGGGUUUUUUUGUUUUGUUGUUUAUUUAAGUGUAAAUCUGAUGAAACCUGUCAAGAACAUACAGAGUCAUAUUUCUCCUCAUUUCAAGAAAUUAUACUUUGCAUAUAAAAACAUUUUAAUGUUUUAAUAUAAAUGAUUUAUUGUAAUAUCAUAAAAUGUUUUUAAUUUGUCAGGGUCAUAAAUGUCACAAUGCAAACAUUAUACUGGUUUUAAACGUAAGCUAAAUUUCUAAGAUACAAAAUAUAUUUAUCAUUUUACCUUUAAAUGAUUUUGAGAUGAAAUUCAACCCAAAUAUUCUUGACAGAUUUUGUGAGAUGUUUAAAUAAGGGGAUAGUUCACUGAAAAAUACAAAAUCUGUCAUCAUUUACUCCAAACCCUGUACACGUCUUUAUUCUGCCCAACACAAAUCAAGAUAUUCUGAAAAAUGUUGCAAACACGCUGCAAAAAUUAAUUACUUAGUAUUUUUGUCUUGUUUUCAGUACAAAUAUCAAACAUUUCUUAAAUCAGUGGUUCCCAAACUUUAUCAGCGUGUGGCCCCCCUUGUGUACAGUGCAUUCCUUCGCGGUUCCCCAAAGAAAAUUUGUGACAAAAAACUGUUCUAAAACUCAACAUUUUAAUAAAAAAAAUAUUAAAUUAUACAAAAAAGUAGUGCUUUUGGUUAGUAGCCUUAUUUUUUUUUUAGGUUUAAUUACACAGAAUUCAUGAUAAAUUAAUGUAUUUCAUAAAAUGUCAUAAAACUGGGGCCCCCAUGGCACCAUCUCAAGGCCCCCAGUUUGAAAACCACUGUCUUAAAUCAAGAUGUAUUUUCUUGAUGAGCAAAAUGACCUAAGAAAAAAGUUUUUAGACAAAAAAAUAUAAUAUUUAAGUACAUUUUAGCUUAAAAAAAACAAAUAAAUCUGCCAAUGGGGUAAGAAAAAAAGAAAUAAGAAAUAAGUUUACUUUUUUCUUAAACGAUACACUGCAAAAAAUGAUUUUCAAGAAAAUAUUUUCUUAGUAAAAAAAUAUCUAAAGAAUUCUUAAAUUUAAGAUGAUUUUUUCUUGAAGAGCAAAACAACCCAAGAAAAUAAGUCUAGUUGAGUGAUUUUGUGCAUAAAAAAGCUAAAAAAAUCUAGAUAUUUUUACUGAAAACAAGACAAAAAUACUAGAGAAAAGUUUUCUUGAAAAUCAAUUUUUGCAGUGUAAAAAAAACUUUUUCUCACCCCAUUGGCAGAUAAUUUGUGCUUACUUACUUGUUUUAAGCAUAAAUUCACUUAAAUUAUAUAUUUUUUGUCUAAAAACUAGACUUAUUUUCUUAGGUCAUUUUGCUCAUCUAGAAAACAUUUUGAUUUAAGAAUUUUUAGAUAUUUCCACUGAAAACAAGACAAAAAUACUAUGUAAAAAAAGUUAUAUUUUUGCAUUGCAGAUCUGGGGCACCAUUUACUUCCAUAGUAUUAUGUUUUCCUUUUAUAGAUUCUUCAAAAUAUCUUCAUUUUCCUUCAGCAGAACAAAUAAAUGUAAACAGUAAAUGAUGACAGAAAGUGAAUUCGCUGGUUUAGGAGUGCAAAGAUGUUUGAUAUAUUUAAUAUCAGGAAGGUUCUUAACCUCUGGCUGGGAUUCUGAUGUGCCUGUUGUCAGAUUAUUGAAGCAACCGCUGUUAUGCAGUCAUUAUCUUCUCUUCCACCUCUCAUCUUACCUUGCAGAAAAAGCUAUAUCAAAUAUAUAUCAGAAACUAUAUAUAUAUCUAUAUAAAAUAUGAAACUCUAAAGUGACCAGCCGUAACUGGACACAAUCUUUGGUCCGGGUUUUCAGGAAGCCGAUACCUCAGAAGAACUCUUGUGAAACAGUGUUUCUUAGCUGGAUAGUCGUGUCAGUACACUAUCAUAACACAAACCUCUUUUUAUAUCGUGUGACAUGUAUGAUGAACCUCUUGACAGCUACACAACCUCUUUCCUCUCCGCUUUCUCAGUACCCAACCGAUGCUCUCCAACUAUACCGAUUAUAACCUGACACAACUCAGAAAAAUGAUUUUAGUUUGUUUGUUUGGGUCAGAAGAAAGUUUCGUUUUAGAAAACUGAAUUACGCCGGUAGUUUGUGAAGGAAUUAUGUUAAGAGUUACAUUAAAGUAUUAUAAUAUACCAUAGUGUAUGAGCAACUACAGUAUAUAUAUAAUGUAACCGCUCUAUUAAUUCUUCAAUGAUUUGACUUUAACCCGUAUGAGUCCGUAGAAAUGAUUCAGACACUUUUGCAUGAAGGGUGCUUAAGAAACAACACACGAGACGAGAGAGGUUUUCUCAGACGCCUUGUCAAGAGGGGAUAUUUGAAAUGCUGUUUCUUUACCAGAAUAUGUGAAAUGUACAUGUUGUAGGUUAUCUUUUACUAGUGUAGCUAAACCUGUAGAACAGAUAUGACGUGUACUACUGAUUUUAACAUAAAUAUACUAAAAAUCUGUAUAAGACGAGAUAUACUGUAUACAGAGAGUGGAGCUUGUUGCUGUAAAAUCCCUUCUUUUGGUUGUUUUUGGACUGAAGAGAAUGCUAAAGUGCUGAUAUAUAUAUAUCGAUCUAUCUAUAUAUCUAUCUCAUGCCCUGGUCAGAUCACAACCCCUCGUAUUGCUGUAAUGAACUGAGGAUUUUCUUGAAUGAUCAUUGUAACAUAGUUCUUUAAUUUGCAGUGAAACAUGGUUUCUUUUUUUUACUGUGGUUAUUCUAGAAGGCAGUAUCCAGAGUUUGGUCUAGAUUUGUGGAGAUGUUGGGAUGUGGUUGUUUCUACUCUGCAUUGGUGCCAGAAUAAACCCGAAUGAAUGUAGUAUUUGCCCAGUGUGAAACAACCACACCCUGACUGUUAGAGAAAAGAAAACUAGUGAGGUUUAUUUCAAUUUUAUCUUUUUGUAUAUGAAAGUAAACAAUAAAUACUGAUAAAGCA